AUGAUUUCUGUAUGUUUCAUUUCAGUAUUAUAUUAUACUUGUGUUGAGGAAAUCUGUGAUGGAAAAGUGGAGUUUGAUGGCUCAGAGCUCACUUUGUUAAACAUGGGUUCCUACAUUGUUUCUUAUGAGGUGUUGAGGGAUUUCAUGUUUCAUUUUCUUAAGAGGAGGUACAUGUAACUUAUUCUGUAUCAUAAAUCAAUUCUCUGUUGCAGUUGAAAAGUUGAAGUCUUACAGGCCUUCACACUUAUUGCACAUUACUUUGAUGUUGUGUUGAGAAUGGCAUUAUGAAAAUUACAUUAUGUUGAAUUUUUUUCAAGUAAUCACAUACCACCCAAAAGUUUACAAUGAAUUUGAAAAUGACAUUAUUGUGACAUCUGAAUAUCAAGUAAUGUACUUAGUUCAAUAAAUUUAAAUUUUUCUGGAACACACCCGGCAGAUGCACUUACAAAAACAAUUAUAAUUUACAACAAUUAUACUAAACAAUCUAAGACUCAUUUGUCUGCACAUGAUGGUUUACAAUGAAAAUGAGGUACCAGAAAAAAACAAAUAAUCAAAAAAUUAUUAGCUGAAGGUUCUGAUUUGUUGUAUCUCUGAAGUUUUGCUUGUGACAUUAACUGAAAAUCAUUGUAUCAAGAACAAUGUAAAAUUGUACAUGUAUGUCAUCCAAUUGUCUUUCAAAAAGCUAUAUUGAAAUUAUGUUCUCUUUUUUUAGGUGCAUUCUAUUUACAUACUACAGUGUCUGGCAAGAGAUCAUGGCUGAUGCAGAUGUAUUGGACUUCAAGAGAUUGCUGCCAUACCACCAAUGGCAUUUUGCUUGGUACAGUUUCCUGGACCUUCUUGACAUAAACUAUGAAGAGGGUUUUUGUUGUGCCAUCUGUGGCAAAGAUAACAGUUUGGACACUGUCAUUUGUGAUACUACAGCACUAUCUUUCAGACAAGAGCCUUCUACUUCACUGAAGUCUAGUUAUUCAUCACUGAGUCCAUCCACUGAACCACGAGAAACACAAAGAUAAGUUUCUAUUCUUCUGAAUUUUUUUUCAUAUUUUAUGCAUCAUUUAUCCUAUUAUUUUGGUUCCCAGUAUGAUUCAAGGAGUUCUAUUUUAGAGUGUGAGCAUGAUAUAAUAUAUUAAUCUAGCUGUUGAUGUGGAGACUAUGACUUGAUUCAGUUUGAUUACUGAUUAAUAUAAUAAUUUUAAAUAUUUUUAAUCCUUCACCUUGGGCUGGCACCUUGUCGUGGUGGUGAAGCUUGUGUAUCUCAUUGACCCUGCAAAGACCUUGUAAUAAGGUCUUCUUUUUCUGGAUCAGUUGAGGGGUUGAGACCAGACUAAGACCAGCUCCAGUUCCUCCUACAUUCCACUGGGAUAGACUUUUAAUGUGUCUAAAUAUCACCUGUUUUUAUUUGCCUUAUUUGAAGAGAUCUGCAUUUAGGCUAAUUAUUUAAUAGUUUAUGACAUCAAUAGGCAUCGUGACAGGGUUUACCUUGCUGAAAAAUAUGGGUAAUUGUGAAGAAGAGCUCCCCAAAAAACCUGUCGGCCGACUGUCGGUCAACUGUCGGCCGACAGGUUACCGACAGUCUACCGACAGCUAACCAACAGGUUACCGACAGGUUAGGAAAAAAGAAAAAUUGUGUUAAAAACGAACAGUUAACGUGACAUAACAAUCCGUAAUGGUGAUGUAUGACUCGACAGACUUCACCUACUUACCGAUCGACGGCAAAGUUGAAAGUAUGUAAAGAAACGUUUCUUCCAAAAUGUUGUUAUCAGAUGCGUAUAGGAUAUAUCACUUGCGUAAUUUACAACACACCAGACAAUCUAAGAAUCGCAUUGGAAAUUUAAUCGAAAAACUCGGCCAAAAAACCAUAAGCUACGUAUCAAUACAAACACUUUCGUUCAAAUCGCCCAAUAAUGCAACGCUGCCUCUUAUGGUAUGUUAUGUAUGUAUCAAUAAUGUUUACCUUGUGCAUCGUCCUCUAUCUUGCAGGUUUGGGAUGAAUUGCUAUUUCCAAUUUCAAGUUUAAUAAAUGAUACAACUGUGAAUCUUUUUACUCGUUAUGUUAAGUAAUAAAUUACUAUACGCAACAAUUCGAUAAUUAGACUUGGAUGCGUGAUGCGAUAAUUGAUUUAGGCGCGCACCGCUAAAAUCAUGAUUCUACGAGUGAAGUAUCUUGUAUAUUUCACCACUCACAAAACGGCUCCUUUAGGAGCCACCAAAUCUUGAAAGUCAAUUGUCAACGUAUUACACAUGUUGGAUGUUGUAUCAAGCGAAAACCGAGAGAAAACAUUAAGGUUUGUGUUAACGUUUCACGGACAAGCUACCGACAAGCUACCGACAGGUUACCGACACGUUACCAACAGUCGGCCGACUGUCGGUCCACUGUCGGCCGACUGUCGGUCCACUGUCAGCCGACUGUCGGUCCACUGUCGGCCGACAGGUAGCCUAUAUUUCGGGCAAAACCUGUCGGCCGUCUGUCGGCCGACAAACGGCCGACAGUCGGCCGACUGUCGGCCGACAGACGACCAACUGUCGGCCGACUGUCGGCCGACAGUUGACCGACAGUCGGCCGACAGGUUUUUUGGGGAGCUCUUCUUCACAAUUACCAAAAUAUGUCAGGUAGAUGGUGGAUCAAGUAGGCCGUGAUGUUAGGAAAGUUACAUUACAGACACAGUAAUGACCUCUUUACACCUGGAGUUGCAGUGUUGUGCACCUGUCUCAGGUAGUUUUUUUUCCUGGUGCAUUUCAUUCUAUGGAUGUGAUGUCUCUUUUCCAACACCUAUUGCUGGAUUUUUCAAUGCACAAGGAAAAGCUUCCCUGGUGUGUGCACUUCUCCCCCAAUUGGACUCCUUGGAAGCAUUUUACCACAGACUCAUUGGCAAUGAACCAGUCAAGCAGUGUCCUGAACACAUGCUUCUACUCCAGCAAACUUUUCCACUCCUGUUUGACAUAGUUAGCAUUGUGGAGGGAGAUCAGCUUCCUGAGACCCUGACUGCAUUAAUUAUUGACUUGUUGGAAAAAGUAAAGUCUCUGUUUGGCAGAAAUGGAUCAAUAUCAGAUGCUGUGCAACUGGAUGUACACCGCAUAAAUGAUAUAGAAUACUAUCCUUGCCUGCCUGUGGUAAGAAGUCAUGGUGACUAUUGCCUGGAUGACACAACUCCAAACAUCUGCACAAAGGGGAGUACUCGACACCCAUCCUUACUUCCUGGAGUUUUCUUAGUGCACUGUAAACAUGGUACAAUAAUGUCAUGAAUUUGUAUUAAUAUUUGUAUUAAUUUCUAUGACGAACAACAUUGCUUCUGAUAUAAAAAAUGUAAAUUUCAGUUCACUCUGACCCCCAACUAGCUAUUGUUACCCUUUGUAUAUUCCAGAUUAUCCUGACAAGCUCUGGGUUUACGCCCUGCCUGUGGUUUUAGUUAUCAGGUUUAGGUUUUUCUCAACAAGUGUCAUUUUCUUGAAAGACCAAAACUAAUGCUUAGUUUCAAACGAAUAACAUCUGCAGCUGUCAAGUCAAAGAAUUGCACAAAUUAACUGACUUACCUGUUUUGUUUUGUUUUGUUUUGUUUGCUGUUUACUGACUUAAUCGAAAUUUUUCUCACAAUUUAUUGGCUAAAUGGCAUAAUGACUUGUAUAAAUAAAGGUUGUUGAUUUCUAUUGACUAGUGAUGUACCCCAGUUACACCCUCUCUUCAGCCUUCAUUACAUGUUCUUUCACAACAUGCUUUCAGGCACUCAAUGUACACGGUGUUGCUGUGAUUAUGUGUAAAUUUAUAUCCUCUCUUUUGAUUUCCAUUUUAGGUGUAACUCAUAGAUUUCCUGCAAUGCUCUGUAACAAAUCUCCUAACAUCCCAUUUACAGUGUUUCAAAUGCGUUUCUCACAAGGUAAGCUCAAUUUAAUGUGCUUGUGUAUGUUGUGGCCUUUGAUUGGAUGCUGUUGUGCAUGAAGAAAAUUUCUUUUUAUUACCUGGGCCCAGUUUAAAGGAUGAAUAACGCUAUCCACUGGAAAAUCACCAUCCAGUGGAUAGUGUUGUAUGUUAUCACAACACUUAUAGGUAAAUAGUGAUUCAUUUUGUGGAUAGCAUUGUGUUGCACUGCAGUUUGUCUUUUUGCUGUUGAAUGAUAAUAAGGCGUUCUCCUUUUUGACGAGAUGUCAUGUAACCCUUUAACUCACAGAUCAAAUUUGUUUUUCUCCUUUCUGUCCACCCUACAAUUCUUAUCGUGUUAAUUCAGAGAAUUUAGUAUUAGAUCAACUAAUUAUCCCCAAAUUGAUCUUUUUCUUUAUUCUCAUCACUUAUCUGGUUGAUAUUGUAUUGAUAUUGUAAGGAGAAAUUCUGUCUUGGUCACUCAUGGGAGUUAAAGAAGAUGCAUUUUCCUCUAAUGUUUUGUAAAAUGUUCCUCUUUAUUGGAGCAAUUAGUGCUACAAAAGAAAACACAGUUAAGCACAUCUAUUUCAUCAUGAAAUGGGUGAUCAUUGUACAGUUGAACCUGCAUUAAGCUGCACCAUAUUAAACAGUUACCCUGUAAUAAAGCAGUCACUUCUCAGUUUUUCUCUCCUUUAUUACUGUAAUUUUCACCUCUAUUAAGUGGUCAAUGGUCAUCCUUGAUUGAGUCCCAGCUUCCUGUUUUUAUUGUUGUCUACUUGCAUGUGUUGAACAAUCACUUAAGCAGAACCUUGCAAAUAAAACUAGGAAUAGUACUUUGAGUUCAAAGGUGCUCAACAUAUUGCAAAUUAUCUAAUUCUGUUGGGACAAAUAUUAUGCACAAACAUUACACAAGUCAAUCAGCCUAUGAUUAUGACCUAGAGGUCCAACUGAUAGAUAAUAGUAUACAGUAAUUCUGCAUCAGUGUUCUUUUUUAUGCUAUGUCACCAUUUUGUUGAUUCUGUUUACUGGUAUUAAAAAGAGGCAAUGGAUUUUUUUAGCGAGCUUUGAAUAACCUUUAAAUUAAGUUAUCAAUUAUGGCAUAAAAUAGCACUUUUACUGCAUUUGACUUCUGUUCUGUGCAAACUGUUUAAGUGGUCUCCUUGCAAUUCUGUGCAGGUGACUGCUUGAUGUAGGUUUGACUGUAUAUGUUUGUAGCUUUUUCUUCAUCAAUCACUGUUACUCAACACUGAUAUUGUUCUGACUUUUCUAUGCAGGAAAGAACAACAUAUCAUGAAAAGGAAAUCUCACAAGCUGUCCAGCAACAUGAGCAGCAGUUUUUGGAGUUUGACUCAUCAUCAGAAAACUUAUCAGCAAAAAAUUUAGCCACAAUUGUGGCUAUAAUGUUAUUGCUAAAAAGGCUGCUGUGGCAAGUGCCACUAUCAGUUGUAAAAUGGAAGAAAUGCAUGAUUCUUCAAAAUUCAAGUACAAACAGGUCAAUGUUAGUCUAGAGAAUGAUGAAGGAGUAAAAAAUCUGCAGCUUCCAGUCAUCAUUCCAAAGGAAAUUCUGGAAAUUAGUGAUCUUGUUGUACAAGUAUACUUUUCAGUUGUAAAUGUACUUUGGUAUAAUUUUUUAACAUUCAGACAAGUUAUUUUAGGGAGUAUUUCUUAUCAUUAUUUAUCACUGUAUUGACAUUGUGAGCUAAUUACAUGUCGCUUUAUGGACUCAAAGUUGACUUUUCUUCUUUUCAAACUUCUGAUUGCUAAUACUUUAAAUUUCCAAUUAACCUCUAUCAAAUCAUCCACUUAAUUUUUCUUUCCUCAACCUUAACUUGCCAGGUUGUUGAUUCUUAGAAGAAAAUGUGUGUAUGCAAAGGCUCAGGAAAUUUGUCCACUACAAAAUGAAUAUAAUUUUUGGCAUCACCUGGCAUUUCUCAGCAAAUAGAGAUAUUUCUCAAGCAGGUUUGAAUUAGGUGUCUCUGUUGAUGAGAUUUUCUUUCCCAAGAUCUCAGUAGUAAUUCUCCUUACUGUCUGCCAUAUAAGUUUUAUGAUGUUAGCUGAAAGAAUUUGGUAUUGAAUCAACUAAUAUUGCCCCAAUGGAUGUUUUUUUAAUUCUCAUCACUUGUCUGCUUGAUACUGUAUUGAUAUUGUAAGGAGAAAUUCUGUCUUUGUCAGUUAUGAGAGUAAGAGGGUUUUAAAAGAGACUAAAAGAUUUGUUCAAUAAAAGUGUUUGGACACAAAUUCUAAUCACCUGCUUUUUCAAAAAAGUUUGUACAGAUCAAAAGCAUUCUUUCAAAAAUGUGGAAAGUUACAUUUUAAUUCUAAAAACCUGCAAAAAUCAUGGAAUGUGAAGGUGUUGGAAAAAAAAACAAAAACAAAAAACCAGAGGAAGUCUCCUUUGUCAUCUUUUUUCGUAGCUGCAACAAGUGGAAAUCUUUGUGAGGUUUCCUUGUCUCCUCUCCCCAUUCUUUUUACCUGUGGGAUAUAUUUCUUAUCUCUGAUUUAUUUUCUGUUAUUUUUGUGUGCUGAGUUCCACUGAUUUCAUGAAUCUUGCUUUAAAAAAAGUUAACAGGUGUCCUUAAACUGGCCAGGAACCUUCUCAAGGAUAUAUGGUACAUUGAUUACAUGUGACUACACUUCCUUAGAUAUUUUACUGUUGUUUCAAGGCAUGGGUUGAAAGAAGGAGGGGAAAAUCAUUCAAUUUGAAAUAGGGUAUGGGGUUUUUUUUUAAGGGUUGCCUCAUACCCUCACCUUGAGGCAGUCUCUUUGGUAAAUUGGUAAAUCCAGACUGAUAUUGAAAAGGCCACACCCCUUUGCCAUAGCUUUCAAGUUGUGUCUAACAAUUGAGGCCAAAUGUAUCUCGACACAAAGUUGAAUUCGGUUUACAAAAUUUAUUGUACAGUCUUGACAAAUUUGGAAGUCUGGCUCCAUUUGUUAACCCUCUAACUCCCAGAUCAAAUUUGUAAUUCUCCUAAAUGUCAACCAUACAAUUCCUAUAAUGUUAGUUCAGAGAAAUUAGUAUUGGAUCAACUUAUUAUCCCCAAAUUGAUAUUUUACUUUAUUCUCAUCACUUAUGUGGUGGACAUUGCAUUGAUGUUGUAAGGAGAAAUUCUGUCUUGGUCACUCAUGGGAGUUUAAGGGUUAACAAUAACUGGUAAGUUAAAAUCUCAACAGGGUAAGUCUGAUGCUUCAUCAGAUUUUGAAUGCAAACUCUACAACAUUAUAUUGAACAAGUAACAGGCCUUCUGUCUGAAAGCAAGAUGAUUUUAUUUACAAUUUGGUCUCAUUUUUUCAAUAUUUUGCCCAAAGAGUGAAACUACUUGAACCGGUUUGCUUCAAUAAAAAAAAAAGGCAGAGAACACGAGAAAUGAAAAAAUAUCAAAAAAAGAAUUGUAGAAAACAUAAGAAAUGAAAGAGAGAACCUGGCAUUCUACCAGGUAAUCUGUAAUGUAUACAUUCAUCUAAUCCGUUUAAAAUCUCACACAAAACUCCAAGCGAUCAAAACAUACAGAAGCAUGGAGAGAAUUUAGGAUCGAAACUAACCAAUCAUAAAAUGAAAAAGUUUCCUGAGAGGUCCGAGGUUUGAUUGUUUUCUCUGCGAGAAGCUUUGUGUUUUUACUUCGAUGUUAUUGGUUUGUUUUUUAAAAAAAAAAAGAUUGACAUCGUUUGUUCUUAAUAAACAUGUUCAUUGGUUCAUUUUUCUUCAUUUUGAUCCGGUUCAAAUAAUCUCGCUGCUCUGAGCGCUUCACAGAGUAAGUUUGCUUUUAUUAACGAUUUGAGUUGUUGGGCUGUAAUUAUCACUGAGCUGGUUACCUCACAGUUAUUUUGAAUAGUAAGUGGUUCUAAUAAUUUAUUUUUAGUUUUUAAUUGGAAUUGCUGAGGCCUAAAUUAUUAGCUGACACUUAGACUGACUAUUGCUUAGUAAAUUACGUGCCUUUUGCUCACCUGCUUUUGUGAUGUUAUUUAAGAAGAGGUUUAACAUGCGUAGCUGACAGUUGUUGUUGUUGAUGGCUUCAGCCAAGUGCUGUGCUCCAAUGUCUGAGAUUUUAUUUCUGUAGAGGAUUAACAUGCGUAGCUGACAGUUGUUGUUGUUGAUGGCUUCAGCUAAAUACUUUGCUGCUUCAUCUGUCAAUUGAUUUCCUGUGAGGUUUAACCAGCUCAGUUGAGAUUCCCUACAUUUUAACAAUCUACAAAUCUCCAAACAACCUAAUGGACCAAUGUUAUUGACACUCAAAUCUAAAUGUGAAAUUUGAUGAACAUUAAUUACAUUUACUAACGAAGAGCAAUCAACAGCUGUGAGGUCACAACGAAUAAAAUUUACAUAAUUAAAGUUAAUUUGUUGAAGUUUUCUCUGUGCUUCUGACUUCAUUCUACUGUUUUCGUUUAAACAUUUCAUUAAUGUCACUGCUAAAUGUCGUUCGUCAUCAGUCGGCCAGCAGGUCACUUUCGUUUUCUCUUCAUUCCCUGUCCACUGUACGUUGUAGACUACGCUUUCUUUUUCUUCAGUUUUCACAGGAAGAAGGUCUGUGAUAAUUUCGCUUGGUAGGGUUUUUUUAUUCUCCAUUAAUCCUGCUACAAACUGAAAAACCAGCUGCCAUUUGCCUUCCUUAAUGUUCAUUUGAACAAAGGUUUUUAAUUCUGUUUCACUCAUGUUAGUUAGGUGCUUCGCAGCGAAAAACUCCUGCAUUGUGAGAUGAAUAAAACAGAACUGUCCUUCGCUACUAAACGAGUCAACUUCACGGUCGGGUAAGCGGUGAAAUAGAGCGCUGUCCUCCAUUCUGCGUACUUCGUUUGCUCCAAAGAUCAGCCUUCCUUCUUAAAUUCCUUCAAAUGCCAAUUUUUCUAGUUUCUCCAAUUUUUUUUCUACUUCGGGGGGCAAUUCAUCUGAUUCAAAGUCUUCGUCAGUGAAAGGUUCAUCGCGAAAUUCUUCGUUGUGUCUCAAGUAGAAAAUUUUCACGGCUCUCUUGUAUAUGCCUGUUAAACUUGUUGGUAGGUUAAGACCUCUUGGAGUAUAGAACUUCACCAUUUUAAAGAGACUUGAGCAAAUGAUGAAGCAACUCGCAGGAAUGUAACAAAGAGAUAAGAUAUUGAUGUUGCUGGUGAUGUGACGCUUUACUGUGUCGCCUGCUUCCUUGUCUUCUUCAGCAAAUUUGGUUACGUAUUCUUCGACUUGUUCGGAUGAGAAGCCAAGGAUCUCAAGUGUUUUGUCAAAACGAAUACUUUCGAUGCGUGACAGAGCUGUAGGUCUUGUUGUAGUUAAAACUGCUGCCCCUUUGAGAAGUAUUCCAGUCGUUAGUUUGACAUAAAGAGCCGAGAGGGGCAUCUUCUCGUCUACGCUGUUUUUGAAUUGAGGUUUCUUAUUUUCCGUGCCGAUCUUUGAUUUAUCUUUGAAUUCAUCAAUUCCAUCGAAAAUAAGGAGAACUUUCUGCGGGUUUUCUAGGAUGUAAUUCCAGACUUCCUCAUCCAGCUUGUUCCUGGGUGAGUAUGUGGAGCGGGUCAGUAGCUCCCGAAGAGUAAGGUCGGAUGCAGUGUUGAAUAAUCUGAAUUUGACGAAGAAAGCAGCAUCAAAGUGGAUUUUGUCAUCGGGUGUUUUAUGGAAUACUUUGUUAGAUGCCCAGUCUCUAAGAAUUUUUGUACAACAAAGUGUCUUUCCGAUACCGGGACGACCGACGAUCAAAAUGUUUUUGUUUUCGUGAUUAAGAAUGUCCUCUGGCCCUCUCGGUGUUUCGUUUUUCUCACCCGACCUGGCGUAGAUUUGCAAAUUCUUCCGUCUGUCUUCAGUAAAGUCAUAUUCAGCCAUGUCAGGUACAACAACAAGGUUUGUGUAAAUCUGAUCCAGAGUCAAAUGUUUAGGUGGGUGUCCUUUGCCAGGAGGACUUGGAAAAAGCGACUGGAGUUGUGGAGGUUGAUAAGUGUCGUCCAUAAUCAUUUUCUUUGUAUUCAGGAUGAAUUUCUGAAGCGGUGAUUUUACGAAUUGUUCAGGCCCGCUCGGUUGAUGUGGGAUGUUAGUCUCAUGGUCUUUACUUUCCUCUACAUGGUGAACUUCUUGUGGGAUGUUUGUUUCUGUCCGUUCUUGCCGCUGAGGGUCAUGUGGGUUGUUUGUUACAAGUUGUGUUCUUUCUUCUUGCUGUUGAGAUUCUUCGGGAGGAUUUAGAUGAGAUGCUUGAAACUUUGAGUUUUGCAUGAAAUCCCUUUCUUUGCAUGCCCUAACAAAAAUGUAGACGAUUUCAAUCAGAAUGCCAACGACAAAAAUUACAUUUACUACAAGGACAGCGUCCAUCCAGGAGGCUUUCUUUACCGCUCGUUGAUUGUGACAAGCGUGCAAAGUCGAGUGGUGGGCGUUGUCAGAUGAAUUCGUUGGCUGAGUGGUUCCAUCGGUUAAAUGACAGUGAAACUUGGAGGGAAACUUUAAAGGAUAAAGCAACUGAGUUUGUAGGAUGAUGAAAACAACUCCUAAAACAAGUCUUGUGAAUAGUUGACUGCAGUAAGCGAUAAAAAGCUUGUAUCCCGUUGAUAAUGCGUUCUCUUGGUUGCGCGAUUGUCUCUCUGGAUCACCGUUACGAAUGCUUCGCGACAGUCGAUUGACUGUAGGUCUUACUAUUUGAGAGUAGAUAACACAUACAAAUAUAAUAAGGACGAAAUUCACGAUUACGAAGCCAUAGACAGGCAAAGCGAAUUUGUUGUAUUGCUCCUGGUAUUUCUCGUAACAUAUUCCCCGGACGAGGUCGAUGUUUUGACUUUUCGCUGCGCCACAGCGGAAAUCAAACCUGGGUUCGCUGUUUUCCAUGUCGGCGAAUAUAGCAAGGAAGAUGACACCAAUCAGGAUCCAAAAAACCACUGUCACAUAAUGAAUUUUGCCGAACGUUUUUGGCUCCAAAUAAUCUAAUAGUUUUUCCAGAGACAUUUUGAGUGAUUCUGUAACAUUCGUUUGAAGACUGGUCUCCGUUUUAAAUGAAUUGCUAUUUUGAUCAUGGCAUAUUUAUGAGAAACGGAACUUUCGUUUGAUUGGCUCUUUGAAAACUUUCAAUUGUCAAAAGGGCAACACUUCAUUCUCUAAAAAUAUUUACUGUGAUAUUUGUAACAUUUGCAAAGGGGACUUAAUAAAGUGAUGGAAGUUGAAGGCCUAAAGUUGAGUUCAUCAUUUUAUUUUGCAGACUAUGAUUCCGUUUAAGUCAAGCUUUUUACAACAAAUCUUUGCCAAAAUCUAGGAAUAUUUCGAGGUUUAAGUCCUUUGGCUUUGAGUGUUCAGUGCAAAACAUUUCAGUUUUGUAAAGCGGGAAAGAUUGUUUCUAAAUUUAUUAUUUUACCACUUACCUUUUACACAAGAAGCUUGUCUUGUUUGAUAUUCUAGUCGUAUGACUGAUGAAACCAAAAUUAAGAAACUGAAAUAGGAGUUUCUCUGCAAAACAAAGAUGAAUACAAAUAGCUAUUGUAAGAAAGACGUAAAAUCUCCCGUAAAAUAGAAGUAAAAUAGAUGAAAAAAAAUUGAUCAACCGAAGAGGGAGAAACGGUAACCAAGUGUAAAGAUUGAGCUCGAUUUGUGCAGAACCCCCCCAAAAAGCCGUUUAGGAACCUGAAAAUCAAUCGCUCAUCAUCUUCUCCAUAAAUUAAGUGCACGAGGUAAAAUUAUCAAACAGACUAGAUUUCCCCGCCUUGAAUUAAUUUGAAAUUUAGCAAAUUGUUACGAUUUGAAUAUAAUCUGCGUUACAACUGACACUGAAAAACGUUAAGCUACUUAGGACGGCGAAGGAAAAACAUUAGGCGAGCUGGGCCAAACGGAGAUUUUAUCACAAGAAAAAUUUCUGCUCAUGUGAUGAAAAUUUCCAUGAAAAAAUAUUUCAGCUUCGAAUGGACUUAUUUCACCUAUCUUUUACACUAAGAACACUAGCGACGGUUACCAUCUUUCUGAAAACUUGUUUUGCCGAAGAUAACUGACCCCGCGCGUGAAACGCAAUUUGUACAUCGAGUUAACAUUUGUAAACUUCUCAUUACGUUUUUGGUCACAUAUUUUACAUAUCUAUUUGAUUAAAUUCACACAGGCGUUUUGAUUGUUAUUCGACUUCUGGAUAGAUAUGAAUAAAAUGAAUGACUCAACACGCCAGAAGUAUCGAUGUUAAUGCGCCAGAGAUUUUUUAUCCAUAGGAUACAAAGAAAAUUUUGAAAAAAGGGGGAAUUUAUUAACGCUUUCCCUGCAAAACAGAGAUGAAUGACAAUCUGGCAAGAAUGAAAGAAAGUAACAGCUUUAUUGUUAAACAAAAAAUUGUUUAGAAAACCUAAAACAGAACUACGUGGCUUUUCAACUUCCCCGUAAUUUUAAUAAAAAACAUGGCAUCUUCAUAUCAUUUUUUUACAAAGGUUUCAUAUUAUUUUUUUAACAAACAUUUCAGAUUUAACAAUCGGAAUUUCCCGUUGAUACAUUGCGUGUCUGCCUUUACUCUUUCACUCUCAGACUCUGACACUUAAGAAUUGUUUAACCUGUAAUUUCUCCCCACAGUAUCAAUAUAUUCUUCAGUAAACAGUUUUGGAGAAAAAAGAAACUUAUCAGCUGGAUGGUGUCAAAUUGACGCAACACUUCAUUCUCUAGAACUAUUUACUGUGAUAUUUGUAACAUUUGCAAAGGAGACUUAGUAAGAUGAUAAAAAGUUAAAGGCCUAAAUUUGAGUUUGUCAUUUUAUUUGCAGACUAUGAUAAGUUUAAGUCAAGUUUUUAGCAACAAAUCUUUGCCAAAAUCUAAGAUUAUUUUGAGGUUUAAAUCCUCUGGCUUUGAAUGUCCGGUGCGAAACAUUUCAGUUUUGUAAAGCGGGAAAGAUUGUUUCUAAAUUUAUUAUUUUACUGCUAACCUUUUACACAAGAAGCUUGUCUUGUUCGAUAUUCUAGUCGUAUGACUGAUGAAACCAAAAGUAAGAAACUGAAAUGAGAGUUUCUCUGCAAAACAAAGAUGGACGCAAGUAGCUAUUGUAAGAAAGUCGUAAAAUCUUCUAUAAAAUAGAAGUAAAAUAGGUGAAAAAAAUUGAUGAACCGAAGAGGUAAAAACGGUAACAAAGUGUAAAGAUUGAUUUUGAUUUGUACAGAACAAAUAAAAAAAGCCGUUUAGGAACCUGAAAAUCAAUCGCUCAUCAUCAUCUUCAUAAAUUAAGGGCAAGAGUCUAAAUUAUCAAACAGACUAGAUUUCCCCGCCUUGAAUUAAUUUGAAAUUAAGCAAUACUGUGCGAUUUGUAUCAUACUCUCUGUUACAACUGACACUGAAGAACGUUAAGUUACUUAGGAAGGCCGAGGAAACAACACUAGACGAGCGGGGCCAAACGGAGAUUUUAUGACAAGAGGGAUUCCUGUUCAUGCGAUAAACAUUUUCACGAAAAAACAUUUCAAUUUCGAAUGGCCUUAUUUUACUCAUUUUUUAAAUUGGGAACACUAACAACGGUUACCAUUUUUCUGAAUGUAAAUUCUUGUUUUGUCGAAGGUAACUGACCCCGCCCGUGAAACGCAAUGUGUACAUCGUGUUAACAUUUGUAAACUUACAUGACGUUUUUGGGCACAGACUGGCAUGUCUGUUUGAUUUAAUUCACACAGACGGUUUGAUUUUUAUCCAACUGAUGGAUACACUGCAAAAAGUAUGAUUCUUAAAAAAGCGAAAAACACAAAAAGUAAGAGUGUUUGAUCUGAAAUAUGAAGUUUUCACUGAAAUUAGCGCAAUUAUGUCAACUAAGUGUACUUAGCUCUCAAAUAAGAAUCAAUUUCCCUCAAAAAAGUUGAGGCCCCAAAACAAGAGAAAAUUACCCCUUUUAAAAUAAUAUUCCCUCAACAAAGAGUCACUUAAAAUGCAUUACACUUAUAUCAAUGUCUUCUAUUUCUUUUAGGUGUAUCUAGCAUAAUCUUUAUUUAAGCACGAAACAAUUCAUCAGCAAUUACAUUAACUAAAACUAUUUAAAAAUUAAAACACUAACUAAUAACUAAAAGCUGUUUUCCGUGAAUGCCGUGCGUUAUAGAGUGGCAUUGAUCUUGCGUUUAAAUAACCCCAGAGACUCUGUGUUCCUUAUAUCACAUGGAAGACUAUUCCAUAAUGUGGCUCCACUAUAGCUAAAGCUUUUUCGAUAAUAGUUAGUGCGAGGUAGAGGAACAUUGAGUUUAUUUUCAGAGUCCCUGAGGUCAUAAGCAGAGUUACGCCAUCUAAACUUAGAAUUAAGAUAUUCAGGAGCUAGCCCGUGCAGACAUUUGAAAACUAUGGUAACUCUAUGAAUUUCCAGCUGGCUUGUCAGAUUUUUCCAACUUAAAAAUUCAAGUAGCUUAGUUGCAUCGGCAUCAUAGCUGGAAAAUGUCAAAACACGGGCUGCUCUAAUCUGUAAUUUCUGCAGCUUAUCUCGUAGCGUUAUCCCACAGCUACCCCAGACAAUGUCACAGUAAUCAAAGUGAGGUUUUACUAAAGCUUGGUAAAGCAGAUGUAAGGUCGAUGCUGGGAUCAGAUGCCUGACUCGCUUUAGGCACCCGAUACCAGAGGCAAUCUUUUUUGUUAAUUUUCGAUGUGACUAUGCCAAUCGAGCCUAUCGUCUAUAAUCACACCAAGCGAUUUUGUAGAAGUAACCUGGAUCACCUGAGUGCUGUUCAUUCUAAUUGUUGGUGAAGCUGUGAGAGUACCCAGUCUCUGCCUUGACCCUAUUAGCAUGAAUUCGGUUUUUGUCAUAUUCAGUGUGAGUUUAUUCGCUUGUAGCCAGUUGAAAACGUUUGUUAAGUCCUCAUUCAGACAAAGCUGUAUACUCUCAAGAUCACCGCCCGCAUAUGUAAGGUGUGUGUCGUCAGCAUAUCUGCUCGGAGGUAGGUUCAAAUUCCCUAAAGAAAGUACUUUAAUAUUUUACUUAUUUUAAAAUCCUUAAAAGAGAAGAAUAACUAUGAAGUUAAGUGAAUUGCAAUAAAUUUAUUUUGUUUUGCUGCACUGUGCACCAGGAACAUGCAUCCAACCCCCUCCUAAAAUACUCAACAAAAACAGCAUGAUACCAGCACAAGCUGAGUUAUAACCCAAAUAAUUGUUAAUUAGGAGUUCUGUUGUUAAUGUCUGAAAAUGAAAGGAAGUAAUAGAAACUUUAACCUUUAAUUUAGAUUUCAUAAAAUCAAAUACGCCUUCGUUGGAAACCGUAGAAUUCUACCUUAGUUUGAGUACACCGAUCUACAAAAUAUAAUAGAUAAAAUGAACAGUACGCUACGUUUAAAAACAUUAUAAACGAGCCAAAACAAAAUAGCAGCAGAGAAAGUACAGUGGAAUCAAGAUUUUAUGGAACAUUCAAGAUAAACAAAACUUUCUUCAAAUAAUUAGGUAGCUUUAGGAAUCGGGGUAAAGUUACAAUGUUCGACUGAGGGAAGGGAAACAGAAUUUCAAGGGUUCGAGUUAUCAGGAGGUUCGAAAAAUAGGGAUUCCACUGUACACUCACAUGUCGUGGCUCCGAUAUGGGUGGGGCAACGUGCAGCCACAAUCCACUAUGGUGGACUCCUUGGCCUCUUCGAAAGGUAAUAGCCCAAACAAACGCGGUGGUAUCACGCAAAGCAGGUAAGGCACUGCAUCUCAUUGCGAAUCGAAUGUUGGGUGUUAAAUCCUCGCCAAAACACGCAGUGCACCACACUUCCAUGGCAGAAGGGAGCAUAUAUGGUUGAAGGUGUUUCCUUGUCCUGUAAGUGGCAGCCAGAUGAUGUGAAAAGGCCCAAUCUUCCCUGUCUGGCUGGAAGCAACAAGGAGGACUUUGUUUUGUGUUGUACCAUACAGCCCCAGACAGUUCGCAGUGCUGUUGUAUUGCUUUCUUUAAAAAGCUGGCAGCAAAGGUUACCUGCAAGAGUUCUUUAAAAAAAACUGCGGAUGUCAGUAUUGUAAUGCCAACUUGCCUGGAGAAACGAGCUGAUACCUGGUUAUAAUGAGAUGAUACAGAUGUGGAAUUGAUUCAAAAGAAUGUGAGCCAGUCCUUAAAACGAACAAGUCACAAGUUAGUUACAUAUAUCAGUAAAAUUCAAAGGCAUUGAAGACUUGCCUUUAGACACUUUUUGUGACAAUUUCUUGAAUGGAUUUGUCUUUAAUUUCCUGAACCUCGUUUGGUGAAAGGCUUGCACAGGCUGCCCACUGCAAAGCAUCGCCUCUAUCAGUAAAAUGCGUCGCAUUCUGUAAAAAGAAAUAUAACCGAAGUACAAAGUAACUCGUUUUAAAGUUACUUUGUGAAUGGAAUAAAAUUUUUCGAAAUGCAGUUUAGUUACUUCUACAGAGAGGGUAAUAAGUAACUACAGGAAUGGUUAACAUGACACUGAGAUGGCUACUACAGAUAUUAGUCUAUUGGACAGUUGUCAAAUAUGAUUGAAAAACGUGAGCACAAAAAAUUAUUGUGUAAUUAUCAAAAGUGAUCAAAGAAUUUUGGGUUUUGCGAGCAGUCAAUGAAACAAAUGAAGUUGAUGAAAAGAAAUGAAUUGACAUGAAUGGCAGUUAGUGUUUAGAGGAUAAAGAAAAAAAUCACAACCUUAUAUUGCUUGCUAAGUAAUCUGAGAAUAUCAAAGUAGCAAAUUUCUCUAACAGCUGGAUUAAAAUAUUACUGUAUAACAAGCAACCACAUAAACAAGCAACUAAAGAAAGAACUAAGAAAUGAAUUUUCAAAGAUUAAUUUAAGAUUGAUUUAUUAUGCCUCAGUCUCAGCUUUGAAAAGGAGAUCCAGAGAAUGACCUCUGUUAAAGUUCACUUAAAACAUAAAACAAGGACGUUAAAAUUGUGCACUAAUAAGCUUAGCAAACACAAAAAAUAACUGAUUGUUCUUACUGCAUCAACAAUGUGGUCAUAGUGAGCGAGACCAUACAUUGCUGCACCCAGUCUAAAAAUUUCAAAGUUACUUUCAUGUCCAGACAUGACUAUGGAUAGUGAAUUAUAGAAGCAGUUUCCAUCCCCACUUGAGUAGAAUGACUCCAGACCAAGCUCAUAAAUGGACUGGUCAACAUAGCUGGAAAAUCUCUAAAAGCAAUAGAAUAUGAAGUUAAUAACUACCAAUGCAAUAAAAUUUAUAAAUGAAAAUAAUGAUAAUAGUAACAACAAUAAUGAUGAUGAUGAUUGUCCCAAGUUAAUAACUUUUACUAAACUUUUUACCACUCUGGAAGUCUGCACUGAUUCUCGCUGUUGAUGAACUGACAUGGAAAGAUCUUUGAGAGAUGUUCCAGGAUGUGAGAAGAUAAACUUAAGUUCACCUCCCAAGGCAAUCUGACCAUGCAUCCUAAAAUGUCCCUUGCAAUUUGGUACUUUAUGACUAUGGAUUUCAGUCUAGGAAAGAAAAAAACACCGUGCAUUAAUAGGUAAAUCACAAAUUGGUAAACAAAAUAACAUUCAUAUUUAUAGUCAAAGGCUGUUAAUUAACUCUCAUGAAUGGAUUCCUCAUUAAAUGCCCCAACCCUAAUCAUUAAGUUGAAAAAAAUACUUUUUGAACAUCACACUAAAGAGCUGGAAAUGGCCUGGCAUUAGUGGACCCUUAAACAAACAAUAUCCACCUUUUGGAGUUAGUAGGACCAAACUGCUUGGACAUAGCCCCCUUCCCAGGUUUCUAGCUAAACAACUGGUGUUAAAACUCUAGCUGACAGCUCAUGAAAUGACACAGAGAAUGUUUAGGAAUGGUAAAUUCAAAAUAAAAUACUUGCAUCCUAGACUAGAUUAAAUUGUGAAAUAAAUAAAAUAGUAUGUUUGUUUAUUUUUUUGCCAUACAUACAUGCACAAAAAAGUAAUGAACAAAAUGAAGUUUAAUUAAUAACAGGAAGCUUACAUCUUCAUCCAGUUUUCCUAGAAUACUCAGCAUGUUUGAUGUUUGGAUCUGAUUCAGUUCACUGCAGGUUUGCAGUACAGAUUGCCAUACAAGACGAGGUUAGAAGUGGUGACAGCAGGUGUUGAUGAAGGAGCAGGAGGGCAAAUGGGGCUUGCAAAAACUUCAGGGGCAGAUGAGGGAGGAUCAGAAAUAAAAACAGAAGCUGGUGUUGAUGAUACAGGAAUGGGAAUCACAGGACUAUGAGCAGAAUCAUCUACUGUGAUGUCAACCUCUUAAGGGUGCUGUUGUUGAUUCCAAUUUCUGUAUGAAUGCAUGAUUGAAAUGAAAUAAAAAAAGUAAAAAAGCUGACGUUUCGAGCGUUAGCCCUUCGUCAGAGCGAUUAGAGGAAUUGUGGGUUGUGUGUGGAUUUAUAUGUAGAAAGUGGAGCUACGCCACGCCAUAUAAAUCCACACACAACCCACAAUUCCUCAAAUCGCUCUGACGAAGGGCUAACGCUCGAAACGUCAGCUUUUUUACCCUUUACGGUGGCUAAUUUACGUUUUCAACCCAGUUGUUAACACUAAAUUACCUGCUAUACUCUCCCACCGACGCAGCACCACAGUUUCUUUAGAAACUUACCCCUUUAUUUAAAUUGCACAGGGUCUUCUGAUAGUAUAAAUACCACGCGAUCACGAUUCUCUGGGAAAGUCUGAUAUGCUCAUUGCAAGAAAAUAAAAGAGCAUUGGAAGAAUGAAUGCCAGCGCCGAGAAAUAUACUUGCUGCUUUUUACAAAAUAUACUAAAAUCAGAACAGUACCGCGUUUCUUCCCGCCAUGAUGAAUGGGCCAUUACAAUAUGUUGUGUAUGUGUCAUAAAGUGUACAAGCAGCUGGUGGUAAUUUUCGUGGUUACGAGUAGAAUCUGUGUUACCGAAUACCUCCAUUAACGGGUCAUAAGUGCAACGGUACAAACAUGGCCACCGAAUCGGGCGCUAGACAUAGAGAUAAUCAAAAUGUCUUUCGUAUUACUGACGUAAAAAAAAGAAAGAAGAAGAUGAUUUGAGGCCCGGGAUACUUCUUGAUAUUCAUUGGGACAUAUUGACUUUAUUUGUAAACAGUGGAUUUCCAUGGCGAGGAUUGACUCUACUGUGGGAGGUAUCUCAAAAUUUAUGAAACGAAGUACAAGGUGAGCUAUUACCCUGAUUGGAUGUAGAUCAAGAUAUAUACAUACUCAAAUUUGUUGAAAGGAACCAUUAAGAAGAAACAUAUACCCAUGUAAUCAAUACAAGUUUCAUUUAACAUUUAUGCUAACUUUCAACUCGUCCAUCGAUGAGUGUUGUCGCUGCUGGUGUUAUAUGCUACCUAACUAUGGAUAAAAGGCUGGUUGAGGUAGUAAAAACCAUUACCUGCCACAUAUCAGCCUUUCCAUUUUUGAUCGUGAUUGACUUUGUGUACAGUUAUCCCACACUGUCCAAAAUCAUUCAUUGUUUAGUGGUGUCUUUGACAUGUACAAAAUUUGACGAACAAAAUUCAAGACUUCGCGUAUACAGAACAAAUGGUUCGGUCCUAUGCAAGAAAAAUGUAACCAAAAUCUUAUGGCUGAAAAAAUCAUGUAGUCGAAUGCUGUGGAAAACAGAAAGCAAAGUUCUUGUAUGACCUAAGAUCUUGUUCAAAUGCUUACUGUUUUGCUUGUGAAAGAUCAGCAAAAUUAGAGAUUCAAUCUAUAGAACUGGACUUGAAGGUAGUCAGUUUCUUAAAUUUUUAUACUGACCUAAAUUUAGUCUUUGUUGAGUCAUUUGUGCAUUUCAUUUGGAGCAAUAUUGGACAAAAAUCUCCCUUUUUAUUCCAAGACUUAUGCAAAAGUCACUGAUUGGCCAAAACCUUCUUGUAUACUUUUCCAGAAAGUGAAAUCUCAUGACUGGCAUUGUGUUGCACUGCAGUUUGUCUUUUUGCUGUUGAAUGACAAUAAGGUGCUUUUCUUUUUGAUGAGAUGCUAUUUAACCCUUAAACUGACUCUCAGAUCAAAUUUGUAAUUCUCCUUUCUGUCAGCCAUACAAUUCUUAUCUAUUAACUCAGAUAAUUUAGUAUUGAAUCAACUAAUUAUUCCCAAAUUGAUAUUUUUCUUAAUUGUCUUCACUUACCUGGUUGAUAUUGUAUUGAUAUUGUAAGGAGAAACUCUGUCUUGGUCACUCAUGGGAGUUAAAGGGUUAAAGAGACAUAAGGUGUAGAAAUUGAUUACAAUUAGUCAACCAGAGCUUUCAAGUCCAUUUGCUGGCAAAGAGUGAGAUCUCAUGGGCAUCAUCUAUCAAGGGUGGGAGGGGGAAGAGGGUAUGGGGGCAUGUUCCCACAGAAAAUUGUGAAAAAAAUGAAAUAGCUGAGAUGUGCAUUCCUUUAAUCUGAGAGAAAAUUCUGCCAUUAAAAAGUGUGUGACAUGAGUGAAGGAGUAAAUUAUAUUUGGAAGGAUAAUUAAUUUUGUAGGUACUUAAUGAAAGUACCUACAAGAAUUUGCGAUAGCAGUUUGCUAUCGCAAAUUCAACCAAAUUAAUAUGAAACCUUAAAGGAGUGAGAAAUACUGGCUUUAGCAUGAGAGUGUAAGAUUGAAUUUGUUUGCAAGAGUCUCUCGCUCAAUGCAUGAGACUUGAGAGCUUUGAAUCAACUCAACACAUUUUGCAUAUUACAGCAAUUUUUGCUAUUGUUUUUUUUAUUUACCCAGUAAUUUACAGGGAAUUCUUCAAUUCAUGCCAUUUAUUUAUUAAUGGUACUGUAAAUUUUUAGUGGGUAGGGAGGUUCAUCAUAAAAGGAAAUGACAGGAUGGGGGCUGGAAGAAUAAAAUAACAUUUCAAUAUUCCAAAAAGAAAAACAUUUCCAAACUUGAAUGUGUCUGUUCUAUCUUUAGAAUAAUGUUCACCCACCAAGUGUCAAGCAAGAAAACAAAAUCAAAAAGUGGAAUUUAAUACAAUUAAAACAGAAGAACUGUAUUUUCAAGGGGUUAAAAAUAGUCAUAAUAAAUGUAAGUUCAUUAUAAUUUUUCUACCCUUUUUUUGUUAGGUCCCUGCCUGAUUGUCUACGAUGACGCUUGCAAUUUGCAUUUGUAUUGUUUAAAUUGGGAUCCUGUCUUUUUCAAGAACUCUCCGUUCCUUGUGGAUCGAUUGCAUUGGCAGGAUCAUACAGGUACGUAA
Molecule: messenger RNA, 20768 nt
Organism: Pocillopora meandrina
Lineage: Eukaryota; Metazoa; Cnidaria; Anthozoa; Scleractinia; Pocilloporidae
Source: the annotation of a GenBank genome assembly